GGGAAGAGUGGAGACAGACAGAGUGUUGCCGUGUCUCCUCCUCACAUCACUUUUACACAUUUAUCUGGUUUCUGCACUCAGACAGCUGAUGCUCUAAUGAGCACGCGGCUCAGUCACCUGCCUCUGGAUGAAGUUGGAGUUUUCUUCCUGCAGAACAAACACAAUGUGACCAUGUUGAAGCAGUGACUGAGUUGUCCUUAUCCGAUAUCGGAGUACCUUUAUUGAUCCAGGGAAGAGGGACUUAAGAAUGGGGAAACUUCAGUCAAAACAUGCGUGUAAGCGCAGAGAAAACCCUGAAGGAGACAGUUUUGUUGUAAACGCCUUCCUCCGGAGAGGGAUGGAGGAAUGUGAGAGGUACAGCGCAACGGAUCACAAGCUGAAGAACAUGCAGGGGUUUCCAAACGGUGUGCUGAAGGAAGGACAGUACACAGAUCAACACUGUCCCCUAGAGGUGGUUCUUCCUCCGGAGAAGGCUGAGGGCUGUGAGAGCUACUUGCAGUACCUGCACUCAGAGGACGGAGUGAGAGAGAUACUUAGAGAUACGACCAAAGCUCCCGGGAAGAAACGCAUCAGUCUGGAUGACUUGGAGUGUGAUGUUUCUGUGGAGGAUGACAACCGUCAGGAGUGGAUCUUCACGCUUUAUGACUUUGACAACAGUGGAAAAGUUACAAAAGAUGACAUGUCCAGUCUGAUGCACACCAUCUAUGAUGUGGUGGACGCCUCUGUCAAUCACUCCUGCCAUAAUAAGAGCAAGACUCUGCGAGUCAAACUGACCGUCACUCCGGAGCCCCGGUGCCACCGGAGAGAAACAGGAACUGAUCGCUGUCACCAGGAAGAGGGCCGCUCAGCUGACAAGCGGCUGUCCUCGUACAUCAGCAGCAAAGGUCAGAGCAACGAGGCGCCAGCCCCAGAGGGCCAGCAUUACUGUGUGGAUGAGAACACGGAGAGGAGGAAUCACUACCUGGACCUGGCCGGGAUAGAGAACUACACCUCCAGAUUUGAAGGAACCAGCCCCGCCUUCCCUCCCCAGGAGGCUCAUCAUGUCCGGAGCUCCCAGAGUCAGAGCCGCUCCCGCUCCCAGGAACCAGAAGCCCAAGUAGUUCACCACCAGCGCCGCUCACAGGUCAUCAGCGACAGCUACAACCCUACGGAGUCUCGCAGCAGGGGCACGCAGUUCGUCAAAUCCCCAAAAGGAACCUACAAGUCAGGCGGAGGGAAUAACGGGGGCGGCGGGGGAGGCAAAUCCACUAAAUGUCACGGCCACCACCCGCCUGUGCAGAGCAUGCUGCACAGUGGCAGCGCAGCAGGACACGGGGGGCAGGACGUGUACCACCUGCCCCACCAAGCCCAGUCCUCCAGCCACCACCAGCACCCUUUGCAAUACAGUCACAGCAAACGCCUCAGGGCAAAAGCCCGGGAGGCCAUGUCCCCGUCCAAAACCCCCCUGUCCCCCCAGCAGCAGCCCCCCCUGCCCUCGGUGCUGCCCAGCCUGGAGAGAGAGCAGGCGUCCGGCCCACCGGGGAGCCCCGGGUUUGUGGUUCCUGUGGUCCAGCGUCACGAGCACCACCAUCACCAUGAACACCACCACCACCACCACUAUCACCAUUACCAUCAGACAUGACCGCGCUCAGUGUGCAGUGACUGAAACUGUACAGGACCAACCACAACCAACCAACCACACCAGUCUGAAGGACUCAACGUCUCACACUCUGUCCAGGAUCUUUUUUUUACUCUCCUCCUGCAAGCUAUACAGAUAUAUCCUGAGAUUAGACGUACUGAGGGAUCAUGUAGUGCGAUGACGCAAUGAUAAUGGACUGGAACGAUGUUUUUCUGAAGUUAUUGUAUAAUAACAAAAGAUGUGUGGCACAGAUUUGAAGUUUUUGUAGAUUUUCAGCUGGGACUGCUGCGAUGGUUACCCAUGUUCAGUGAGGGUACAGAUGCCAGAACGGAGCAGAUCAGAGGACUUUUGAUGUGACAUCUUUUCCCUCUUGGUGCUGCUGGGUGAAGUCCCUGGAUGCUAUAUGUCAGAGUAGGUGUGUUGUUCUGUGUGAGACCUUUCCAAAACACGGAUCUCAGGUGUAAAGGUGCUGCUGCUCUCGAGCUUUUCACACAGGCUUCUUCCUCUGGAGGCCUGAUGUGGACUGAGGGGUUUCCUGUUUGGGGAUGGGGGAGGGGAGGGGGGAGGGGGGGAGUAUGAAAUCACCACUGCCAGUUUUAAUGCAAAAAUAUCUUGCUAUAUGUAUAAAAAAAAUCUAUAUAUGUAAACACAUUUUACUGUAUAAUUAUUAUACUGUAUAUGCAUAUUUCAUCAUGGAUAAUAUUAUGCAUAUAUGUAUUUUGUCUUUUAUAUAUUUUAAUAAACGUUAUAUAGUUCAUUUAUAUUAUUGCAGUGACUGUUUAUUUCUGCUCAUAAAACACAUGAUGGUGUCUGCUGCCACCGUGUGGAUGGAAAUAGAAUCACAUCAGUAUGAUGUUAUUGGUUAAGACUUUGAACAUUAAUGUGAUCGUUAAAAUGUAAUUAUGGUUUGAGAGUAGAGCAAAGAAAAACAUUUUGGGGUUUUAAUUUAAUUUUUUUAUGUUUUAAAAGAAGCAGAAUGCCAGUGCAUUAAAGGUUAGAGACUGGCAGCUGAUCUUGGUCAGCACCAGCAACAGAAAAGCUCUAAAUUAAUAUCAGCUGCAUGAAUAUUUUGUGGGAACAGCAGCAACAGGCUGCCAGUAAUACAGAUUUAGAGCUUUUACAGUUCCCGGAUUGUGUAUGGUUGUCUGGCCACAAAGCUGACUAUAACAGAAAGGACUCACUUUGAAAGCAGAAGUGUCUCAUAUCUCUUUCUUUCUACUUCCCUCUCACUCUCUGAAAAACAGCACUGGCUGUUUUUUUUUUAUUCCAAGUCUUUUUUAUUGAUUAUUAUUAUGC
Molecule: messenger RNA, 2914 nt
Organism: Centropristis striata (black sea bass)
Lineage: Eukaryota; Metazoa; Chordata; Actinopteri; Perciformes; Serranidae
Gene: nkd2b
Product: NKD inhibitor of WNT signaling pathway 2b
Exons: 10
Coding region: 248-1621 (457 amino acids)
Biological process (GO): negative regulation of Wnt signaling pathway
Cellular component (GO): cytoplasm
Molecular function (GO): calcium ion binding
Source: RefSeq, a predicted model, not a curated record